AUGUUAUCAGCUUGUGCUACGUUUCUUCUUACGCGCAUUCAACCACAGAAAACAGUUUUAGUUGGAAUAAUUCUGAUAGUUUGUUCUUGGAUCAUUUUGUUCGCCAAAUCUACAUCUAAUCAAGAAGAAACAAAUUUUAUGUUGUCAACAGCAAUGCCCUCUACGGAAAUCAUAGAUACCUCAUCAUAUGCUGAUGUUACUGAUUAUGAAUGA
Molecule: messenger RNA, 213 nt
Organism: Auanema sp. JU1783
Lineage: Eukaryota; Metazoa; Nematoda; Chromadorea; Rhabditida; Rhabditidae
Source: the annotation of a GenBank genome assembly